Messenger RNA from Phycomyces blakesleeanus NRRL 1555(-), 282 nucleotides. RefSeq lists its product as hypothetical. The record is from RefSeq and is a predicted model, not a curated record. The transcript has 2 exons. Bases 1 to 282 code for a protein of 93 amino acids. Gene Ontology annotation, molecular function: nucleic acid binding. Lineage: Eukaryota; Fungi; Mucoromycota; Mucoromycetes; Mucorales; Phycomycetaceae.
AUGGAGCAGUUCAAAGGUGGAACUUGGACUUCAUCGGCAGCAGUUGAUUAUACUACCAGCUGGACGAUUGCCUGUGUUGUCCCAGUCGCAUCAGCCCAAAUUGUAGCAGCUUUUAUAUACGAGGAAAUAGUAAUGCGUUUUGGGUGCCCAGCCGAGAUACUGAGAGAUCGUGGAGCCAAUUUUACCAGAAAACGUAUGGACGCUUAUCUCAUUCGUACCAAGUCAAAUCAUCGACCAACCUUUGCAUUCACCCACGCACAAAUGGUAAAUUUAAGUGCCUAA